GGCGUCAGACGGCCGCCAGAGCAUCCCGGUUACGCACUGUUCAGAGGCCUCAUCGACGGUUCGCAGCGCUAGAAACAGCUGGAGCAGACGUCAACAUAGCCAGGCACACGGCUACAGCUACAGUCAGUAAUGGAGAGCCUGCUGGAUAAUCCAAUGAAAGCCGUUCUUUACCUGAAGGAGCUCACCACUAUCGUCCAGAACCAACAAAGCCUGAUCCAGACGCAGCGCCAACGCAUCGACGAACUCGAGCGAAAGGUGGAAGACCUGAUAGGAGAGAACCGGCAGUUGCGGGACCCCCAUCACUACGUCCAGCAGCCCGCUCAGCAUCACCACCACCACCAUCACCCGACUCACCGCAGCGCCAGUCCCCAGGCGCCGGCUCACCUCCAUCAGCACCCGGGGAGCAACAAAGCUGCUGUUCACCUGGGCCAGCAGGCACAGCAGCAGCCGCCGCCGCCGCCACCGCAGCAGCAGCAGCAGCAACAUCAGCAGCAGAUUCCCGCUCUAUCAGCCCAGCCUCAGCAUCAUCCGACCCCUCCUGCGCCGUCCUCCCACCACCCGCAGCAGCUGCAGCUCGUCCCCACCUCGCCGCAGUCACCCAAAGCGAGCCAAGCCAGCCCGGACCCCGCCGAGGAGAACAAGAGGAGCCCCUGCUGCAAGACCCUGGUUCCGCAGACUCCCACCGCUCUCUGCCGCUCAGUUGGAUUGGCCAGGAAAGCGGACAACCAAACAGUGCUUCACCAGUUCUGCUGCCCUGCCCCAGAGGCCCCUGAGGGGGAGACUUCUACUGCCUGUGUCCCCAGCGAUGACCUUUCUCCAGACUCAUCUUUGGGGGAGGAAGGGAAGGGAGGAGAGGGGGAGCUGCAGAGUGAGGUCGAGUCACAACCACAGCCACAGCCCCAGCAACAGCAGCAAGAGAUUCAGCCACAGACUGACCCACCACCACAGCCAGAGCCCCAGUCUGAGCCCCAACCACAGCCCGAAACCAAAUCUCAGCCAGAGCCUGAACCAAAACCCCAGCCUGCACCGGAGCCCGAGCCUGAGCCUGAAUCUCUGAGUGAGGAAGCAACACAGGACGCCCCUAAAACGCCUUCACCUUGCCUAGAUGAGCAGACAUGGGGGGAGCAAGAGAAGGAAAAGUCUAAAGAAGUUGUGGGGGCAAAGAAUGAGGGCGAGGCAGCGCAGGAAGAAGAGGACGAGGAGGAAGGGGGAGGCGCAAAAGGAGGUGGGGCGGGGAGGAGAGCCAGCCUGCACCACACGGCCUCGCCCUUGAGGGUGCAGCGCAACGGGACCGGCUCGCACUCCGCCACCUCCGACUAUGAGCUCUCGCUUGACCUCAAAAAUAAGCAGAUCGAAAUGUUAGAGCACAAAUACGGUGGCCACCUCAUCUCCCGCCGUGCUGCCUGCAAGAUCCAGACUGCCUUCCGCCAGUACCAGCUCAGCAAGAACUUCGAGAAGAUCCGCAAUUCGCUGCUUGAGAGUCGUCUUCCUCGACGCAUUUCCCUGCGCAAGGUCCGUGUGCAAAACACAGAAGGUUUCUCUGCUGAACGGGCCCUGGCAGAAGGCUGCAAUUUGGCAGGCAUCCCAUUGGUGCGAUCCCCAUCUCUGCCUACCACAGUUGGUGGCACCCUGACCGACCUGGAAGACUCAUUCACUGAACAGGUCCAGUCACUGGCAAAGUCCAUAGACGACGCACUCAGCAACUGGAGCCUGAAGACUAUGUGUUCACUGCAAGAAGGCGGCACUUAUCAGUUCAGUGCUGACUCCUUUAAUGCAGCAGCAGCAGCAGCCGCAGGAGUAGCAGGUGGAGGAGAAGUAGGUGGUGUGGGAGAAUCAACAAUUCCCCAAGGCCUGGUAGACCCAAGUGACCUGUCGAUAAGCGCAAGCAAGCUGAUGAUGGCAUUCCGGGAUGUGACGGUGCAGAUCGACAGCCAGAACUUUCGUGUUUCAUCCUCAGUCUUGGAAUCUUCCGCUUCCGUCACCCUCAGCAGCUGUGUCCAACAAGAGGACACUGUCACGACUACUUCCACAACAACAAACUCCACUCCAGCCUUCAUUCCUCCUGGUCCCUCACAAGAACCCUCUCCUCCUCCUGCAGAGCUCCCAGCUGAACCCAUAGAUCCCCCUCCACCCCCACAAGAACCCCCUCCACCCCCAGAAUCAGAUAUAGAAGGAGAUGAGCAGGAUGUUGAAUUCCCUGCUCCUCCUCCGAGUGAAGAAGAGCUAGGGGAUGAUGAGCAACCUCCCAUAACCCCUCUGGAUAAGAUGGCUGCCCCUCAAAGCCCAGAGGAGAUUGUGGUGGUGGCACCACCACCCACAGAACCCCCGUACGCCCCUCCACCACACAGGGCUUUACUGCUGGGGAGCUCCCCCUUGGUAGAGCCCCUGGAGGUGAAGAGGUGUGGCUCUGAGACAGCAGACAACAGCUCAGAGCAGAUGAGCAGCAGCAGCACGUCGACAGAGGCACGCUCCACAUCUGAAGCCUCGUCCAAGGAAACACUGCAGGCCAUGAUCCUCAGCCUGCCGCGCUACCACUGUGAGAACCCCGCAAGCUGUAAAUCACCCACCCUGUCCACUGACGUCAUGCGAAAACGCCUCUACCGCAUUGGCCUCAACCUCUUCAAUGUAAACCCUGACAAGGGCCUUCAGUUCCUGAUCUCUCGAGGCUUCAUCCCAGACACACCCAUUGGCGUGGCCCAUUUCCUGCUACAGAGAAAGGGCCUGAGCAGACAGAUGAUAGGAGAGUUCCUUGGCAACAGCAAGAAGCCCUUCAACAGAGAUGUCCUUGAUUGCGUGGUGGAUGAGAUGGACUUCUCAGGCAUGGAGCUGGAUGAAGCACUGAGGAAGUUUCAGGCCCACAUUCGUGUCCAGGGAGAAGCCCAAAAGGUGGAACGUCUUAUCGAGGCCUUCAGUCAGCGCUACUGCAUGUGUAACCCCGACGUAGUGCAGCAGUUUCACAACCCAGACACAAUCUUCAUCCUGGCCUUCGCAAUCAUUCUGCUCAACACUGACAUGUACAGUCCCAACAUCAAGCCUGACCGCAAGAUGUUACUGGAGGACUUCAUACGCAAUCUAAGAGGUGUGGAUGAUGGAGCAGACAUCCCCAGAGACAUGGUGGUGGGAAUCUAUGAAAGAAUACAGCAGAGGGAGUUACGCUCCAACGAAGACCACGUCACCUACGUCUCCAAAGUUGAACAGUCCAUCGUCGGCAUGAAAACGGUUCUCUCUGUACCUCACAGAAGACUGGUGUGCUGUAGUCGACUUUUUGAGGUGACUGAUGUCAACAAAGCCCAAAAACAGGCAGCUCACCAGAGAGAAGUCUUCCUCUUCAAUGAUCUCAUUGUGAUCUUGAAGCUUUGUCCAAAGAAGAAGAGUUCUGCAGCCUACACUUUCUGCAAAGCUAUGGGCCUACUUGGCAUGCAGUUUCACCUGUUUGAAAAUGAAUACUACCCUCAUGGCAUCACCAUCCUCUCACCUUUUGGCUCAGACAAGAAGCAGGUACUUAACUUCUGUGCCCAAAGUGCUGAGGAGCUUCUCAAGUUUCUAGAAGACCUAAAGGAAUCAAUCGCCGAGGUGUCGGAGAUGGAGCAGAUACGCAUCGAGUGGGAGCUGGAAAAGCAGCAGGGAGCCAAGACUCACUCAGUAAAAAACAACGGCACACAGCUAGAGCUGCGUGGCAAACCGGGCUCCCCAUCAGGAAACCUGGAGGUAGAUGACAGAAGUGGACACAAUGCAGUAGAGGUGUCAAUUCACAACAGGCUUCAGACGUACCAGCUCAGCAGCAGCACGGCUCGGAGUCCCGAGAGCGUGGCCCUUCUUAACCACGGGGGGGAGCUGCUUUUCCAGCAGGGGCUCCAGGGGCUGCCCCAAGGGCUAACCCAGGGGCCGGCGCCUCCACCUCAGCACCCACAGCUGCAGUCAGCGGCAAGCACCCCUGCCCACCACCUCCACCUCCAGCAGCACCACCAGCCCACCGUCAGCAUGGCUGAUCUGCGGCCCGAGACACUCAUCCAGUGUCAGCAGAUCGUAAAGGUCAUCAUGCUCGACAACAGCGGCCACGGACGCGUGGAGGCCUUCCUCAGCCAAACACCCACACACCACCACUACCAGCACCACCACCACAGCCACCACCAGCUCAGUCAGUCAGCCAUGUCCACUCCGGUCCGCUCGUCGGACAGCUCCCACAGCAAUGACGGCCACCAGCCCCCGCUGCCUCCUCCACCUCCGCCUUACAACCACCCGCACCAGUAUAUACCCCCUGACCCCCGCCUCAGUCUACAUCGGACCCCGAGUGGCUCUCGGAGCAUGGUGUAAAUAGAUGAAUUAGUAUUCUUUCCCUGAACACACACACACACACACACACUUCCACACAAACCCCACCCCUUCCCUACCUAUUUAAAAGUACAUAAUGUACAUAUAUAUACAUACAGAUGAAAGAGCUAUAAUGAAAAAAAUGAAAUCUCACUUAUAUGCAUAUAUAUAAGGAAAAAAUAAACUAAAGGAAAAAAUUAAGGUUUUAGAAGAUAUACAGAGAAAUAAAGUGCAUAUAUAAAGUUUUACUUGAUUCCACAUGUAUUUUGAAAUAUUAUGUAGUUUUAACAAAUUUCGAUAACUUUUUGUCAGUUUUAAAUCUUGCUAGAGAAAACACAAAUAUUCAGUUUCUGGAUGGAUUCCUUGUAGUUCCAGAAGUCACCACCAACAACAACAACAGAAACACAUGAAUCCCUCAAACCUUUUUUGGAUUGUGACGGAUGGAUUCACUCCAAGGACCUUCAGCUUCUGUUCGCUUUUAUCAUCCCAAACCUCAUGCCUACUGUGCUGUGUGUGCGCGUGCGUGCAUAGUUGACACUUACAGAAAACAUGUGCCAAAAUACAUAACGCCUCCACUACACACUGACUUCUUUGCACUUGACUAAACACUAGGGACAGAAGAAAAGAAAAAAAAACUUCUUUGCUUUGAAAAAAAAUAGUCCUUUCACGCUUUUCCCUCAAGGAGCACACACACACACAUACACACACACACACACACACACACACACACACACAAAAGGAAUAACAAAAAUUAUAUUUCAUAAAAACUUAUCUCCCCGUUUGCACUGUUGCUGAUUUAUUUAUGUGAUGGAGAGCCUUCUCUCUUGUUCUCUGUUCCACCGGAUAAAAACAAAAAACAAAAAAAACGACCAUCCACCAAUAAGCUGUGUUUAUCAUCUGCUCCUCUGUUCUGUUGUGGCUCUCUAUCAUCCAAAAACACUCUUACCCUGUUGUCACUAUCCAUAGAUCACUCUACAGUGAAGGAUGACAUGGAAACAAAGGCAACCAAUCACAUGGAUUGCUGCCAAACCAAAAAGUCAGCCCAAGAUGGUUCAGUUGAUUGUUGUUUGUCUUUUACUCUUCAUGUUUAUUAUUGUUAACGCUUCACAGGUGUUCGUACCACAUUUAUCUGCUGAUAGGGAGGGAAAGUUUGUCUCAUUUUGAAAUUGUUUGAGCUGCCGAAACUGCUGGACUUUAAAAACAACUCGCAUUCACAUGUAAUAUAUAUGUACAAUGCACUGUGCUGUCAUCCGUUGUGUAUGAAAUCGCCAUGAAUUUCCAUGAAGACGCCUCUGCUACAACUGUUAAAUGUCAAGAUCUAUGUGUGUUUUGAUUUGCAUACAGCAUAUUCCACCUUUUGUGUGUUUUUUCCCCGUGGGUGGAUAAAUGCAGGACCGAGUCAACCCACAAAACAUCCAGACAGUGUCUCUUUAUGUCUGUACAACUUGUUGUACAGACAUAACUGGUUUCAGCUCCUUGUGACUGAUUUUCUCUUCCCUCCUAACCUUUCAGUCUGACAUUUUGAAAAAGGCAAAACUACAGAGGCACACACAGCUUAUAUUGCAAAUGCUGGCAUUAAUGGUAUUUUAUGUGCUGUUGGCUACCCUGCUUUAAAUAAGAAUGGGACAAAAAAAGAAUGCAUUAUCUGAUCUCUUUCUCUUUCACCCCAGCCUAGAUUGUAAAUACCACAUUCAAGCAGUGUCGGAAAAGACAAGCAAGCUACCUUUAGCCCCUUCAAAAUGCUGUCACCCUGUCACGCGUCCUUCAUUCAGAAAUAGGCCAGCGACUGCUCCAGCCUGAAUGCGUCCAUCUUUUAAACAUAAGCACCCCCCCCCACACACACACACCUCCCCACCACCAGGUACUGCUCCACUCUGACCCCCAUCUGUCUGAUUUGUUGAUUUAUAAUCACAGAGACACUGCGGGGAGGUCUCUAUCUCAUCUUCCUGUCCUUUUCCACUCACAUUUUCACCCAGUGGAAGGACAGAGGGCGCAGAAAAACAGUUUGUUGUUCUGGCUGCCAGAGAUGACAAGUGUGCGUGUGCAUGUGUGUGCGCGCAACCUCCUCAAGGUAGCAUCCUAACCUUCCCGUAAACAAAUUUGAGCUCUCGUCUGUUCAUCCCAGGAAUUGCUUUUAUUAUAAUUUCAAAACACAAUAAGAAGAAUUAAUGCUUUUAAAAUUAGCUUUAAAAAAGAGCUAUUGUGAUCAUUAAAAAAACAACUUACAGCUUAAAA
This is a messenger RNA of Micropterus dolomieu (smallmouth bass), 6546 nucleotides long. It is a transcript of the gene iqsec3a, whose product is annotated as IQ motif and Sec7 domain ArfGEF 3a. Gene Ontology annotation, molecular function: protein binding; guanyl-nucleotide exchange factor activity. Gene Ontology annotation, biological process: actin cytoskeleton organization; regulation of ARF protein signal transduction. Lineage: Eukaryota; Metazoa; Chordata; Actinopteri; Centrarchiformes; Centrarchidae. The coding region runs from base 130 to 4314 and encodes 1394 amino acids. The record is from RefSeq and is a predicted model, not a curated record. The transcript has 15 exons.